AUUCAAUGCGGUCCGCAACAUUUAGGAACGACACCGGCCAUUUUAGAGAACAGUGUUUGGUUUGAUAAUUUUAAUAUCAAAAUUAAAUUUGUAAUUAAUGUCAGAACCACAGUCAGCUCUUCUAUUAAGAAAACAGCUAGCAGAAUUGAACAAGAACCCCGUUGAGGGUUUUUCUGCAGGCCUUAUAGAUGAUAAUGACAUUUACCGAUGGGAAGUACUUAUAAUAGGGCCUCCCGAUACGCUUUAUGAAGGAGGUUUUUUCAAAUGCCACCUCUAUUUUCCUAAAGAAUACCCACUUAGGCCCCCAAAAAUGAAGUUUGUCACAGAAAUAUGGCAUCCUAAUAUUGAUAAAAACGGCGAUGUGUGUAUAUCGAUUCUGCACGAGCCAGGCGACGACAAGUUUGGCUACGAAAAAGCCUCGGAACGGUGGUUGCCCGUGCACACAGUAGAGACUAUUUUAAUUUCAGUUAUCUCAAUGUUAGCCGAUCCCAACGACGAGUCACCGGCCAAUGUGGACGCCGCUAAAGAGUGGAGGGAAUCGUAUUCGGAGUUUAAAAGAAAAGUGGCAAGAUGCGUCCGGAAGUCACAAGAACAAGAGGAAUGUUAGUAUAAUGACCGUAUUACAAUAAAACCUUAAAACAAUUACACCAAUGGUUUGAUUCUAGAGCUGUUAAAAUUUGCCGAUUUUUUGUAUGUCGUUCUCUGUAGUUUUUUAUACAAACAAAAUGUGUUUAUAUAUAUCUCGCGUCUCAAAGAGAAAUUUUAACACUUCCAGAAUCGACGCUGCCCGAUCAUCAUAUGACAACCGUUUUCUCCUCUACUUUUUUUAUUUAAGAUCUCACGGCAACUGAGAAGUUAGGUUAUACCUGAGAAAUUUUUCGUUUUUUUUAUUUAAUAAAAACCUUGUUUAUUAUUGCUUUUGCAUUUUCUGUUACGAUUUGCGGUCGUGUGUGUAACAUUGUGUAUCCGAUGGGUUCCUAGAUGGGGGCCGCGCCUUCUUGACGGACACAGUUCGGAGAACUCUUUUUAAAUCACAACUUUACGCAUUGAGAACUCGCUUUGUUACACGUGUUGAGAUGUUUCGCACAAUAAAUUUACUUGUAUAUAAAAAGGAAACGUAAGCGGCCCAAGCAUAAAAAACCCAUAGUCGGUUUAAAUCUGUAUGUAAUAUUAUUUAAAAUGUUUAUAAGUAUAUUUGUUUUGUGAUUCAUGAAAUUGAUGAGUUUUAAUAUAAUUUUUAUUUAAUUCAACUCUCAAGCCCAUUAUAAAGUCUAGAGGGCACAAGUCAAGGCCUAAUACCGGCCAUAGGUUUUACAAACCCCUGUAUUAAGAACCAGUGAUAAAAAAAUACUGAAAAUCAUAUGUGAUAUUUUUUAUAACUGUUACUUUUCAUUUCUGUUGCUGUACCACGUAAUCUCACAUAAUUAUUACAGUUACAUUAAAGACUGUUUGUAUAAACGACUCUGAAGUUUGGGGUCUACGAGUUUUCGAAAAUGGCAUAGAUGGCCUUCCUACUCGACUGAAAACAAUAUUGUGAGAUUAUGUUCGUAAAAACUCUCGAUUGGUUGGGUUGUUUACGAUUCUGUCCAUUUUUCUAUAACCGUUACCUUUGAAUAUACCAUCCGAUCUGUGUCUGGAGAAAGGUAGACUCCUGCUUACCGUGUCGAUAUAUAUAUAUAUAUUUGUAUGGAAAUUAAUGCCCUCAGAACCGUCUUGUUUAAGUUGUACCAUACCGUUUAAGCCCGAGAACCAUGAAUGAGUAUGAAAUGUAUUUUUCAGAGUAAGCAACCAGUCAGCAACGGAAGUUGUAAUAAUCUUAAGACAUUCAUUUGUCGGAAAUACUUGUAACUCUUAGAUAUGUAAAUUGAAUUGUAACACUGUAGGUAUCGUAAUUUAAGUAAAUUUUAUUAAAAAAACGUG
Anoplophora glabripennis (Asian longhorned beetle) is the source of this 1920-nucleotide messenger RNA. Its product is annotated as ubiquitin-conjugating enzyme E2 G1. Lineage: Eukaryota; Metazoa; Arthropoda; Insecta; Coleoptera; Cerambycidae. The transcript has 5 exons. Gene Ontology annotation, biological process: protein polyubiquitination; proteasome-mediated ubiquitin-dependent protein catabolic process. Gene Ontology annotation, molecular function: ubiquitin conjugating enzyme activity. Bases 98 to 607 code for a protein of 169 amino acids. The record is from RefSeq and is a predicted model, not a curated record.